Arabidopsis lyrata subsp. lyrata is the source of this 1797-nucleotide messenger RNA. RefSeq names its product serine/threonine-protein kinase AFC3. NCBI's taxonomy places the organism in Eukaryota, Viridiplantae, Streptophyta, Magnoliopsida, Brassicales, Brassicaceae. Gene Ontology annotation, molecular function: protein kinase activity; ATP binding. Gene Ontology annotation, biological process: protein phosphorylation. The record is from RefSeq and is a predicted model, not a curated record. Gene Ontology annotation, cellular component: nucleus. The transcript is spliced from 12 exons. The coding region runs from base 385 to 1587 and encodes 400 amino acids.
AGAUUACAAGAUCUCGUGAAAUUUGAGAUCUCAACACAUUUCAUUUGGGCCGGGUGGGGCAAUUAUUCGUGGAGAAUCAAUUGUUCGCUGGGAAGUGCAAAAAAUGGAAUUGGUGGAUGUCGCGAUUCGACCCCAAGGGAUUUGGCCGGUAAAAUUGGGAGGAUUUUAAGACUCUCUCUUCUUCUUCUCUUUGCACUCUCGUUUCGAAACCCUAGCAAAAAAAGUCCUCUGUUUUCACCAUUUUCGGAGAUAUCAGUCACCUUCCUUCGCUCGAUUCGCCGCAUCUACGUGAACAGUUUCUGGUAGAAUUAUUCCCUCUUUUAGCUGCAGAUUGGCAUCGGAUUCCGUUCUGGAUGCGUCGGUGAUCGAUUCUCCGCGUCGGUGAUGAUAGCUAACGGAUUCGAGAAUAUGGAUAAAGAACGAGUCAGAAAACGUCCUCGUAUGACCUGGGACGAGGCCCCAGCUGAACCAGAGGCUAAAAGGGCUGUGAUUAAAGGACAUGGAAGCGAUGGGAGGAUUUUGUCACCACCAUUGAGGGAAGAUGAUCGUGACGGUCAUUAUGUUUUCAGUUUGAGGGACAAUCUCACUCCUAGAUAUAAAAUACUAAGCAAGAUGGGUGAAGGCACAUUUGGUCGGGUUUUGGAAUGUUGGGAUCGUGAUACAAAAGAAUAUGUGGCAAUAAAGAUUAUUCGAAGCAUUAAGAAAUACCGGGAUGCAGCAAUGAUUGAAAUUGAUGUACUUCAAAAACUUGUUCAGAGUGAUAAAGGCCGCACACGCUGUGUACAGAUGAAGGACUGGUUUGAUUACCGAAAUCAUAUUUGCAUUGUGUUCGAGAAGCUUGGGCCAAGUUUGUUUGACUUUCUAAAGAGAAAUAAAUACUCCGCAUUUCCUCUGGCCCUUGUUCGGGAUUUUGGAUGCCAGCUUUUGGAAUCUGUAGCAUAUAUGCACGAGUUACAGUUAGUUCACACCGACCUCAAACCUGAGAACAUUCUUUUGGUGUCUUCUGAAAAUGUAAAGCUUCCUUACAAUAAGAGGAGUGCUGCAAAUGAGACACAUUUCAGGUGCUUACCAAAGUCGAGCGCUAUUAAACUGAUUGAUUUUGGCAGUACUGUUUGUGAUAACAGGAUUCAUCACUCUGUUGUCCAAACAAGGCAUUACAGAUCCCCUGAGGUCAUUUUAGGUCUAGGAUGGAGUUACCAGUGUGACUUAUGGAGUAUAGGUUGUAUACUAUUUGAACUAUGCACGGGUGAGGCUCUCUUUCAGACGCAUGAUAACCUAGAACAUCUAGCUAUGAUGGAGAGGGCAUUGGGACCUUUGCCUGAACAUAUGACUCGAAACGCCAGCCGGGGUGCUGAGAAAUAUUUCAGAAGAGGGUGUAGGCUAAAUUGGCCAGAAGGGGCCAACUCUAGAGAGAGUAUUAGGGCUGUAAAAAGACUUGAUCGCCUCAAGGAUAUGGUAUCGAAACAUGUUGACAGCACAAGAUCUAGAUUUUCAGAUCUAUUGUGUGGCUUACUGACAUAUGAUCCAUCUGAGCGUCUCACGGCAAACGAAGCUCUUGACCAUCCUUUCUUUAAGAGCUCAAGUUGAGAAGAAGCAAAAUCAGAUGUAGAAUUUUACUUGGUAACAAGUUUUUUUUGUUAGAUUCUAAAGCUCUCUUUUUCAGUAGCACCAAACAGUAGUAUUCCAAUUUCAGUUACGAGUUUGGCUACAUUUAUUCUGGAAAAUAACUCUGUUGUACAUUGUGUUGUUGAGAAGAAAAAACUUAGGGGGGUGUAUUGGAACUAGGAUUUUAGAAAA